UCACGACGCUGGAGCAGGAGAGAGCAGGCGAUGAGAGGAAGCUGCAAUAAACACACAGGGCGUCUGCGCCUUCCUGGAGAGGACAAUUAAGUGAAAACGGCAUCAAUGCUCUAACAAUGGAUGUGUCACCUUUGCUACCCCUUAAAGUUUUCCUCUUCGUUUACUUGCUAAGCUACACCCAAGGACACUACAGGAAUCCUCUGAACAAGUAUAUCCGCCAUUAUGAAGGCCUGUCCUACGACACAGAGCUCGUUCACAGCAAACAUCAAAGGGUGAAGCGGGCCCUCUCCCAUGAAGACAGGUUCCUUCAUCUAGACUUUCAUGCCCAUGGAAGGCAUUUCAAUUUACGAAUGAAAAGGGACACCACCUUAUUUUCUCCAGAUCUGAAAGUGGAGGUUUCAGGAGAGGAGAUACCUUACGACACCUCUCACAUCUACACAGGAGAAAUCUACGGUGAGAAAGGUACCUUGACUCAUGGCUCCGUUGUGGAUGGUAAGUUUGAAGGCUUUAUACAGAGCUACCACGGGACUUACUACGUGGAACCAGCCGAGCGAUACCUGGAGGAUAAAGACGUGCCGUUUCACUCUGUCAUCUACCACGAAGACGACAUCCACUACCCGCACAAGUACGGCCCAGAGGGAGGCUGCGCCGAUAGCUCCGUGUUCGAGAGGAUGAGGAAGUAUCAGGCCUCCGCCGUAGAGAAGCCAGCCAAGGAGCUCCACGCUGAGGCUGAGGCUGAAGGGCCCGUGCUGCUGAGACGAAAGAGGAUGGCCCAGGCGGAGAAAAACACCUGCCAGCUUUUCAUUCAGACCGACCACCUGUUCUAUAGAUACUACAAGAGCAACGAAGCUGUCAUAGCUCAGAUCUCCAGCCAUGUCAAAGCCAUUGAUGCCAUCUAUCAGGGCACAGACUUCAUGGGGAUUCGUAACAUCAGCUUCAUGGUGAAACGGAUCAGGAUAAACAACACCGACGUCGACAAAGACAGAUCCAACCCGUUCCGCUUCUCCAACAUUGGCGUGGAGAAGUUUCUGGAGCUAAACUCUGAGCAGAAUCACGACGAUUACUGCUUGGCUUACGUUUUCACAGACCGAGAUUUUGAUGAUGGAGUGUUGGGGCUGGCCUGGGUGGGCGCACCCUCAGGCAGCUCAGGGGGGAUCUGUGAAAAAAGCAAGCUGUACUCUGAUGGGAAGAGGAAGUCUCUCAACACCGGUAUAAUCACUGUUCAGAACUACGCGUCCCACGUACCUCCAAAAGUCUCUCAUAUCACCUUCGCACAUGAAGUGGGACACAACUUUGGCUCCCCUCAUGACUCUGGAUCCGAGUGCACCCCGGGGGAAUCCAAAAGCCAAGACAAGAAGGAGAAGGGCAAUUAUAUCAUGUAUGCGAGGGCCACGUCGGGAGACAAGUACAACAAUAAUAAGUUCUCCAUCUGCAGCAUUCGCAACAUCAGCCAGGUUCUGGAGAAGAAGAGAGGGAACUGUUUUGUUGAAUCGGGUCAGCCCAUCUGUGGUAAUGGCCUGGUAGAACCUGGAGAGGAGUGUGAUUGUGGCUACAGUGACCAGUGCAGAGACCAGUGCUGCUACGAUGCAAACCAGCCCGACAAAGACAAGUGUAAAUUAAAGCCCAACAAAGUCUGCAGCCCGAGUCAGGGUCCAUGCUGCACGCGGGAGUGCACCUACAAAGGUCGCAACGAGAAGUGCAGGGAGGAGUCGGAGUGUGCCCACCAGGGCAUGUGCAGCGGCACAGGCGCUCAGUGCCCCACCUCAGAGCCAAAGGCCAACUUCACUGCCUGCCAUGGAGAAACUCAAGUCUGCCUCAAUGGGGGCUGCUCCGGCUCCAUCUGUGAGAAGUACGGGCUCGAGGCGUGCACCUGUGCCAGCCAAGAAGGGAAGGAUGAGACGGAGCUUUGCCACGUGUGCUGCAUGGAGAAGAUGAACCCAAACACGUGCAGCAGCACCGGAUCCGAACGGCUGGCUCGCUUCUUCAACAAGAAGGUGACCACUCUGCCCGCAGGCUCGCCUUGCAACGACUUCCGGGGUUACUGCGACGUGUUCAUGAAGUGCCGGCUGGUGGACGCAGACGGGCCGCUCGCCCGACUAAAGAAGGCCAUCUUUAACCCAGAACUCUACGAGAACAUCGCAGAGUGGAUUGUGGCUCACUGGUGGGCUGUGCUGUUGAUGGGCAUCGCCCUCAUCAUGCUCAUGGCUGGUUUCAUUAAGAUCUGCAGUGUUCACACACCCAGCAGUAACCCCAAGCUGCCUCCCCCCAAACCGCUGCCAGGCACUCUGAAACGGCGACGGGCGCAGCAGCACGCCAGCUCUCAGGUGCAGCACCAGUCCCAGCACCCUCACGCCCAUGGCGGCCAGCGGCAAGCCCGCGGACAGCCGCAGCGGCAGCCGCAGCCCCAGAGGCACCACCGCCAGCCCAGAGAGAACUAUCAGAUGGGCCAGAUGAGACGCUGAGAACCCCUCGGCCCCCCCCACCUCUCUUCUGCUAACCCCCCCAAUGCCUUGGCUCCUCCUCGUGCCUACAGUGGGAAACAAAAGCGUCACUCCAUCCAAAGAAAAAGCCUGACAUGGUUGUUUAUCGUCGUCAUUUCCUCCAACCUGCAGACAAGCCGCUGACGCGGAACGAGAGUAAACAUUGUCUAAUAACUCAAGCGGCUGUUUGUGGCGUGGACUGGACCUUCAGCCGCCUCCAGCGCAGUGCGAUUAAGCAUCACUCCUCCAUCUUGCUUUUUCCUCCUUUCUUUUUUUUCUCCCUUUUUCUUCGGCGUGCCGAGGAGUUAAACCCGCGUGGCGUCAGUGCAUCCUGUGAUGUGUUUUUUCGUUCGGUUGCAACGUCUUCUUGGAUUGACUAGCCGUGGCUGCUGGUGAAUCCUUCUCCGCUUCUUCUUCUUCUUUUGUUUCUCUCCUCACCAUCCUAGCCGGAAAUGAGACGCCCAGAUGUGUUUUUUUUCUUCUGAUUUUUACACGCGUCGAUCAGCAAGAGAGGCUCCGGUCUCCUCAUGCAGACAUCUUUCUGCAUGUGACUGUAAAUAAUUAGUGUAUCAUAAGUGAAAACAAACUAUUUCUUCUACUGUAAAUGUGUAAUUCUUCACUUUUUUUUUCUCUCUUUUUCUUUUCGGUUAGUGCUCUCAGGAUUAUUAACACAUAAAUGAAGGAACAUUAAGGAUUUGACGCUCUUGUGUCGCCGUCUGUCGGAUCACAUUCACUUUUACUUGAUUCUAAGAUUAUGAACACUAAGGGCAUCAUCUCCCUGUUUUUUUUUUUUUCUGUAUUUCGGUCUUGCUAACAUUUCGCUGCGUGAGGAGAUGUAGCGUCCCGGGAACAGAAAGGAAGGAUCACGUUAGUAUUUUUGUUCUCGAAGAAUGAAGCUGAUCAUGUUCAAUAAGGAAGGCUAGGAGUCUAGAAAUGAGUCGUGUUACAGAGUUAGUUUACAUGAGUGUGGAAAUAAAUCUUAAAAAUUACAAAAAAAAAAAAAAAUGUAAGAUGAAAUCAUCCUAUUAUUCUUCAGAUAGUGAAUCUUAAGAUCUGUUCAAUGUGGGCAU
Molecule: messenger RNA, 3550 nt
Organism: Cyprinodon tularosa
Lineage: Eukaryota; Metazoa; Chordata; Actinopteri; Cyprinodontiformes; Cyprinodontidae
Product: disintegrin and metalloproteinase domain-containing protein 10-like
Exons: 16
Coding region: 117-2462 (781 amino acids)
Biological process (GO): Notch signaling pathway; membrane protein ectodomain proteolysis
Cellular component (GO): plasma membrane; synaptic membrane
Molecular function (GO): metalloendopeptidase activity involved in amyloid precursor protein catabolic process
Source: RefSeq, a predicted model, not a curated record